CGGGUCACCAGGCAUCAAGUAAUUUGGCUCGACAGCGAGCACCGCGUCAUCUGGCAAGGCAGUGGGCUCCGAGUCAACUGGCAUGACCGCGGGCACUGGGGCAGACAUUGAAUCGUCUGGCUGGACAGCGGGCAUCGGGUCACCAGGCAUCAGGUCAUUUGGCUCGACAGCGGGCACCGCGUCAUCUGGCAAGGAAGUGGGCUCCGAGUCAACAGGCACGACAGUGGGCACCGGGUCAUCAGGUACCGGAUUGUCUGGCUCGACAGCGGGCAUCGGGUCACCAGGUAUGACAGCGGGCACUGGGUCACCAGGCAUCAGGUCAUUUGGCUUGCCAGCGGGCACCGCGUCAUCUGGCAAGGCAGUGGGCACCGGGUCACCAGGCAUUGGAUCGUCUGGCUCGACAGCGGACAUCGGGUCACCAGGCAUCAGGUCAUUUGGCUCGCCAGCGGGCACCGCGUCAUCUGGCAAGGCAGUGGGCACCGAGUCACCAGGUACGACAGCGGGCUCUGAGUCAAUUGGCCUAAUAGGAUCGUCAGGCUGGAUCAGUUCAUCAUGCUGGGUAGAGGCAUCAGGCUGAAUGCCGCAUCCGGCUGAGUAGAGGCUUCAGGCCGAGUAGAGGCUUCAGGCCGAGCUUAGGCCGAGGCUUCAGGCCGAGUAGAGGCUUCAGGCCGAGUAGAGG
This is a messenger RNA of Staurois parvus, 679 nucleotides long. NCBI's taxonomy places the organism in Eukaryota, Metazoa, Chordata, Amphibia, Anura, Ranidae. The record is from the annotation of a GenBank genome assembly.